Hibiscus syriacus is the source of this 636-nucleotide messenger RNA. RefSeq lists its product as uncharacterized. Bases 1 to 636 code for a protein of 211 amino acids. Gene Ontology annotation, molecular function: protein binding. The record is from RefSeq and is a predicted model, not a curated record. Lineage: Eukaryota; Viridiplantae; Streptophyta; Magnoliopsida; Malvales; Malvaceae. The transcript is spliced from 3 exons.
AUGGAGAUCAUGAGCUUGAAGCCAUCCUUCGCUAGGAAGCUAAACCACCGAGGCUUGAGCCCCAUGCACAUUGCGGUCGAAAAGGGGCAACAAGAGAUGGCACUGCGUCUCCUGGAAGUUGAGAAAGAUGUUGUUCGUGUCAGAGGAAAGAAUGGCGAGACCGUUUUCACUACCUUUGCUGGACGUCCUAAAAGUCCUACUUCGAUCGCUUCGAAAGAAGGACUAUUAUCAGGAAGUGAUGAACAGACAGGACGAAGACGGAACACUGCACUCCACGUAGCUGCUACCAAGAAUCAACCUCAGGAUAACGUGAAUAGCUUGAAAUACAAGUGGGGCAAACGAAUUGUUAAGUAUGAUACAAAAGCCUCAUCGGUUAUUUUUCACGAUAUGGAUAAUAUAUCAGGCGAUGACCGUAAUGCGUUACUGGUAAUCUUAGGACUGCUUCUAACUGCAACCUUCCAAUCCGCUUUUAGCCCGCCUGGUGGUCUUUAUCAGGGCGAACUAGAUGCUUCGCUUCAAGGGACAUCCAUGAUGAACAGAUAUAGUUUUCUUUAUUUCUAUAUUCCAGCCUAUAUUGUCUUCAUCGUAACCUUUUUCUUAAUUCUGGGCCUGCUUGAACCAUAUCCCCAAGGUUAA